Symbiodinium necroappetens is the source of this 1032-nucleotide messenger RNA. The record is from the annotation of a GenBank genome assembly. NCBI's taxonomy places the organism in Eukaryota, Dinophyceae, Suessiales, Symbiodiniaceae.
AUGUUGCAGCCGGGUGCUCGCAGCGCGGUGACACCCUUGCCGUGCAUACCACGGGCGCUAUCGGUACCUCGAAGCCUGAGAGCACCGCCGGGAAGAAGUGCAUGGUGGCGACUUCUUCCCGCUGCCCCAGUCUUUGUUGGGGCGAGCGCUUGCCGAGCCAUCCUUGGCGAUGCCGCGAACCGUGCCCGGCGUCUCCAGGAUGAGAACUUGCCCUUCGAGCUGAAACGCCGAAAGGACGUGGUUGCGCAGCUGCGAGAUUCGGCAACCCCGGAUGCCGUGGUAGCUGCGCUGGAUGAUUUGGGCGUAGCCUUCUUGGCCAUCGGCGAAAGUGCCAAAGCUGAGGAGGCCUUUCGGCGCGCCUUUCAGCUCUGCCAGGCUUCUGCAUUGGAUGCGGACUCCCUUUGGGCUGCCAACAAUUUGGCGGUGGCUCUCAAAGCUCAGGGCCCAGAUAGGUAUAGAGAGGCGCAGAAACUGUACCAAAAGACGCUGGAGGCGAGACUUCGCAACGACCCUGACGAGAAGAAUCCCAGCACCUUCACCAGCUUGAACAACUUGGCGGUGCUUCUGAAAGUACAGGGUCAAGUGGUGGAGGCCGAGCGCAUGUAUCGCCGCGCGCUGCAGCGACGCCGAGCCGUCCUGGGGAAUACAGAUCCCGACACCUUAACGAGCAUCAACAAUCUAGCAAGUCUGCUCUCUGUCACUGGACAAACGGAGGAAGCUGAAAGCUUGUACGCGGAGGCAUUGGCCGGCUGCCGGGUGAAACUCGGGAACAAGGAUAUGGACACUCUGCUCAGUGCAGACAAUCUAGCCUCCUUGCUCUUUCGGGAAGGACGUGCUGCCGAGGCGGAGCCACUCUUCCGCGAGGCAGCACUGGGCCUGGGGGCGCUCCUAGGAGCCCGGCACCCCGAGACCUUGCGGAGCCAGGACAACUUGGCGGUCGCUCUCUCGGCCCUGGGCCGCCUCGAGGAGUCGGAGAGGCUGCUCCGCUCCACGGUGCAAAGCUUCCGUGGCUUCGAUGGCCAACGGGUUUAG